Molecule: messenger RNA, 11826 nt
Organism: Cavia porcellus (domestic guinea pig)
Lineage: Eukaryota; Metazoa; Chordata; Mammalia; Rodentia; Caviidae
Gene: Pcnx1
Product: pecanex 1
Exons: 36
Coding region: 280-7299 (2339 amino acids)
Cellular component (GO): membrane
Source: RefSeq, a predicted model, not a curated record
AAGAUGGCGGCGGUGCUGUGGAGGCCGGUCUCCUCCUCCUCGUCGCCCUCCUCCGCCCCGCCACUCGCCGUCGCCUCCUCCUCCUCCUCCUCGGUCUCCUCCUCCCGGCUCGCUGCCUCCACCUCCUGCAGCAGCAGUAGCGACUGCCGCGGCGCCGGCCCGCUCGCCCGGAGCUGCGGAGGGGGAUAGACAGCCGGGGCAGCUGCAGGCUCCGGCGACGAGGCCGAGCUGGGGCCCGGGCGGGGACGGCGGCGGCGGCGGCGGCGGCGCCGGGUGGGGAUGGGGUCGCAGACGCUGCAGAUCCUCCGGCAGGGGGUGUGGGCCGCGCUCAGCGGGGGCUGGUACUACGACCCGCACCAGGCCACCUUCGUGAACGCGCUGCACCUCUACCUGUGGCUCUUUCUGCUCGGCCUGCCCUUCACCCUCUACAUGGCUCUUCCUUCUUCCAUGAUUAUAGUAGCAGUUUAUUGUCCUGUGAUUGCUGCUGUUUUCAUUGUUCUGAAGAUGGUCAACUAUCGACUACACAGAGCACUGGAUGCUGGAGAAGUCAUAGAUAGGAGCGCAAAUGAAUUUAUGGAUCAGCGAGUCAAAGCUGAACAAGGGAACUGUUCAACCAGGAGAAAAGACAGCAAUGGGCCUAGUGAUCCUGGUGGAGGGAUUGAAAUGUCUGAGUUCAUUCGAGAGGCCACACCUCCAGUCGGCUGCAGCUCAAGAAAUUCUUAUGCUGGUCUAGACCCAAGUAACCAGAUUGGAUCUGGUUCCUCUCGUCUUGGAACAGCAGCUACUAUUAAAGGAGAUACAGACACUGCUAAGACUUCUGAUGAUAUCAGUUUAAGUCUGGGCCAGAGCUCUAGUCUCUGUAAGGAUGGAAGCGAAGAGCAAGAUUUGGCAACUGAUCGGAAGCUUUUCCGUCUGGUCUCCAAUGACUCCUUCAUCUCCAUUCAGCCUUCCUUGUCCUCUUGUGGACAGGAUUUACCAAGGGACACGAGUGACAAAGCAAGCUUGCCAAGUCAUAGCCACCACCACCACAUCGAACAGUCUCUUUCCAGUGCCUGUGACACAGAGGUAGCUUCCCUUGUACCUUUACAUUCGCACUCUUACAGGAAAGAUCACCGGCCACGAGGUGUACCACGGACUUCCAGCUCUGCUGUGGCUUUUCCUGACACUUCGCUGAAUGACUUCCCUCUUUAUCAGCAAAGACGUGGGUUAGAUCCAGUUAGCGAGUUAGAAUCUUCUAAGCCUCAUUCUGGAUCUAAAGAAUCCUUAGUAGACAAUUCCUGUGUAUCAGGGAAAUUUCAGCUUACUGAUGACCCAAAAAACAGUAAUUCCCAGCCACCCCCCAAAAGCGGGAAGAACAAAGCAUUGAACGCUGACAAAAGCGUGGACAGCCUGAGGAGCCUGAGCACACGGAGUAGUGGGUCAACAGAGAGCUAUUGCAGUGGGACAGACCGUGACACCAACAGCACCGUUAGCAGCUAUAAAAGUGAGCAGACCAGCUCUACUCACAUAGAGAGCAUCUUGUCAGAGCAUGAAGAGUCUCCUAAAGUGGGAAAGAGCAGCACUGGGAAAAAAGAGUCCUGCCUUGACCCUGAGGACAUGAGUAGCUAUGCCAGUGACAAAAGGACUAAUAGUGACAAGACUGUCUUAGAAGUGAGUUCAAAUAGUGGGGCUCCCGAGGCCCAGGUUUCUCAGGCCUCCGAUGAGUUGCACAACCAGAGAGAGGUUAGCACUUCUGCCUCUGAAGAAGCCAAUAAAAACCCCCAUGCAAAUGAGUUUCCUGUGCCAGGGCGACCACCUGAGAAAACUACCGAAAACAAAGAGGAGCAAAGUGAAAAGCCUAGUGCUGUGGUUGAUUCAAAAGUUUGUAAAGACAUUGGGGGAAAGCAGAAGGAAGGGGAUGUUCGGCCCAAAUCAUCUAGCUUAACCCACAGGGCAGCCUCUGCCCACAAGUCAGGCCGGAGACGGACAGGAAAGAAACGGGCCAGCAGUUUCGACUCAAGCCGGCACAGGGACUAUGUUUCUUUUCGAGGUGUUUCUGGAACCAAACCACAUAGUGCUAUAUUUUGUCAUGACGAGGACUCUAGUGAUCAAAGCGACUUGAGUAGAGCAUCAAGCAUUCAGUCUGCUCACCAGUUGAGCAGUGAUAGCUCUUCCAGCACCGCUUCUCAUUCAUGCCAGUCUCCUGAAAGCAGGUACAAUGCUCUGAAAACCAAGCAUGUUCAUAAGGAAAGGGGGACAAACUCGGAACACAUACACAGAGCUCAUCUGGGACCAGAAGGAGCCAGCAAAAAGAGGGCCACACGACGGACUUCCAGUACAAAUAGUGCCAAGACUCGUGCCCGAGUGUUGAGCUUGGACAGUGGCACAGUAGCCUGUUUGAAUGAUUCAAAUAGGCUCCUGGCACCUGAAAAUAUAAAGCCAUUAACCACCUCAAAAUCAGAUCUCGAGGCCAAAGAAGGAGAGGUGCUAGAUGAGCUGUCUUUAUUGGGACGGGCUUCACAAUUAGAGACAGUCACUCGAUCUAGGAAUAGUUUGCCAAGCCAGGUUGCGUUUCCAGAAGGGGAAGAGCAAGACACUGUCAGUGGAGCAGCACAGGUCAGCGAGGAGACAGUGUCAUUUCGCCGUGAACGCAGUACAUUUAGGCGCCAGGCAGUGCGGCGCCGGCACAAUGCAGGGAGUAACCCUACCCCUCCUACCUUGCUCAUCGGAUCACCUCUAAGCCUUCAAGAUGGUCAGCAAGGCCAGCAGUCCACAGCCCAGGUCAAAGUCCAGUCCCGUCCCCCUUCUCAGGCUGCAGUGCUCAGUGCUAGUGCCUCCUUGCUGGUGAGAAAUGGGAGUGUCCACUUAGAAGCAUCACAUGACAAUGCAUCUGCUGUAGGCGGUAGCAGUUUGCACGAUGAACUUGGUAAGUUUUCUUCUACGCUGUAUGAGACUGGUGGCUGUGAUAUGUCACUUGUGAAUUUUGAACCAGCAGCAAGAAGAGCAUCCAAUAUCUGUGACACGGACUCCCAUGUAUCCAGUUCUACCUCAGUGCGAUUUUACCCACAUGAUGUGCUCUCUCUCCCACAGAUUCGGUUGAAUAGACUGUUGACCAUCGAUACAGAUUUGUUAGAACAGCAGGACAUCGAUCUAAGCCCUGACUUGGCAGCCACUUACGGUCCAACAGAAGAAGCUGCGCAAAAAGUUAAACACUACUACCGCUUUUGGAUCCUGCCCCAGCUCUGGAUUGGGAUUAACUUUGACAGACUCACACUUCUGGCCCUGUUUGAUAGAAAUCGUGAGGUCCUGGAAAAUGUAUUAGCUGUCAUCCUGGCUAUUCUUGUGGCUUUUUUGGGAUCCAUUCUUCUCAUCCAAGGCUUCUUCAGAGACAUUUGGGUCUUCCAGUUCUGCCUGGUCAUAGCCAGCUGUCAGUACUCAUUACUGAAGAGUGUUCAGCCAGAUUCUUCUUCUCCUAGACAUGGUCAUAAUCGUAUCAUUGCCUACAGUAGACCAGUUUACUUCUGUUUAUGUUGUGGUCUUAUUUGGCUAUUGGACUAUGGUAGCAGAAAUCUUACUACGACUAAGUUCAAAUUAUAUGGAAUAACUUUCACCAAUCCACUGGUGUUUAUAUCAGCCAGAGAUUUAGUUAUAGUGUUUACACUCUGUUUCCCAAUAGUAUUUUUCAUUGGUCUCCUGCCUCAGGUGAACACAUUUGUAAUGUAUCUUUGUGAACAAUUGGAUAUUCAUAUCUUUGGUGGUAAUGCCACUACAAGCCUGCUUGCAGCACUUUACAGUUUUAUCUGUAGUAUUGUGGCAGUAGCCUUAUUGUAUGGAUUGUGUUAUGGAGCUUUAAAGGAUUCGUGGGAUGGUCAGCAUAUUCCAGUACUUUUCUCUGUGUUUUGUGGCUUGUUAGUGGCAGUAUCCUAUCAUCUCAGCCGACAAAGCAGUGAUCCAUCUGUACUUUUUUCUUUGGUGCAAUCCAAGAUUUUUCCAAAAGCAGAAGAGAAAAAUCCAGAAGAUCCUCUAUCUGAAGUAAAAGACCCACUGCCUGAAAAACUUAGAAAUUCUGUUAGUGAGCGUUUACAGUCUGACCUAGUAGUAUGCAUUGUAAUUGGUGUGCUGUAUUUUGCUAUUCAUGUAAGCACAGUGUUCACGGUAUUGCAACCUGCUCUCAAGUAUGUGUUAUAUGCAUUAGUUGGCUUCGUGGGGUUUGUAACCCACUAUGUGCUGCCUCAAGUUAGGAAACAGCUACCGUGGCACUGUUUCUCUCAUCCUUUGCUGAAGACAGCAGAGUAUAAUCAAUAUGAAGUUCGAAAUGCAGCCACUAUGAUGUGGUUUGAAAAACUUCAUGUGUGGCUUCUUUUUGUGGAGAAGAAUAUCAUCUAUCCACUGGUCGUUCUCAAUGAACUUAGUAGCAGUGCAGAGACAAUUGCUAGUCCAAAGAAACUGGAUACAGAGUUAGGUGCUUUAAUGAUCACCAUUGCUGGCUUAAAGUUGCUGCGAUCAUCUUUUAGCAGUCCUACAUACCAGUAUGUCACAGUCAUCUUUACUGUGCUCUUUUUCAAAUUUGACUAUGAAGCUUUUUCAGAGACUAUGUUAUUGGACCUCUUUUUCAUGUCCAUACUGUUCAACAAGCUUUGGGAACUCCUUUAUAAGUUGCAGUUUGUGUAUACCUACAUUGCUCCAUGGCAGAUUACAUGGGGUUCUGCUUUCCAUGCAUUUGCUCAGCCCUUUGCAGUGCCCCAUUCAGCCAUGCUGUUUAUUCAGGCUGCUGUGUCAGCUUUCUUCUCUACCCCAUUAAACCCCUUCCUGGGAAGUGCGAUAUUCAUCACUUCAUAUGUUCGACCUGUGAAAUUCUGGGAGAGAGAUUAUAACACAAAACGAGUGGAUCAUUCAAAUACCAGAUUGGCUUCUCAACUUGAUAGAAAUCCAGGAUCAGAUGACAAUAAUCUGAAUUCUAUCUUUUAUGAACAUUUAACCAGAUCCCUCCAACACAGCCUCUGUGGUGAUUUGCUGCUAGGACGAUGGGGAAACUAUAGUACUGGAGACUGUUUCAUCCUUGCCUCUGACUAUCUCAAUGCAUUAGUACACCUUAUAGAGAUAGGCAAUGGCCUGGUGACUUUCCAGCUACGGGGACUUGAAUUCAGAGGUACUUACUGUCAACAACGGGAAGUAGAAGCCAUUACUGAGGGUGUAGAAGAAGAUGAAGGAUUUUGCUGUUGUGAACCUGGCCAUAUUCCUCAUAUACUUUCAUUUAAUGCUGCCUUUAGCCAACGUUGGCUGGCUUGGGAAGUAAUAGUUACUAAGUAUAUUCUGGAAGGUUACAGCAUCACUGAUAAUAGUGCUGCUUCUAUGCUUCAGGUCUUUGAUCUUCGGAAGGUACUCACCACUUACUAUGUCAAGGGUAUCAUUUAUUAUGUUAUCACUUCCUCUAAGUUAGAAGAGUGGCUAGCUAAUGAGACAAUGCAGGAAGGACUUCGACUGUGUGCAGAUCGAAAUUAUGUUGAUGUAGACCCAACAUUUAAUCCAAACAUCGAUGAAGACUAUGACCAUCGGCUGGCAGGCAUAUCCAGGGAGAGUUUCUGUGUGAUUUACCUCAACUGGAUAGAGUACUGCUCUUCCCGGAGAGCAAAGCCACUGGAUGUGGACAAAGAUUCAUCCCUGGUAACUCUGUGUUAUGGCCUCUGUGUUCUGGGACGGAGAGCUUUGGGAACUGCAUCCCACCAUAUGUCCAGUAAUUUAGAGUCAUUCCUCUAUGGAUUGCAUGCCCUAUUUAAAGGAGAUUUCCGUAUUUCUUCAAUUCGAGAUGAAUGGAUCUUUGCUGACAUGGAACUGCUAAGAAAAGUAGUAGUCCCUGGAAUUCGUAUGUCCAUUAAACUUCAUCAGGAUCAUUUUACUUCUCCAGAUGAGUAUGAUGACCCCACUGUACUCUACGAAGCCAUUGUAUCACACGAGAAGAACCUCGUGAUAGCCCAUGAAGGAGACCCUGCAUGGCGGAGUGCAGUCCUUGCCAACUCUCCCUCCUUGCUUGCUCUGCGGCAUGUCAUGGAUGAUGGCACCAAUGAAUAUAAAAUCAUCAUGCUCAAUAGACGCUACCUGAGUUUCAGAGUCAUUAAAGUAAACAAGGAGUGUGUCCGAGGUCUUUGGGCUGGGCAACAGCAGGAACUUGUUUUUUUACGAAACCGUAACCCAGAGAGAGGUAGCAUCCAGAAUGCAAAGCAAGCUCUACGAAACAUGAUAAACUCAUCUUGUGAUCAGCCAAUUGGCUACCCGAUCUUUGUCUCACCCCUGACAACUUCUUACUCUGACAGCCAUGAACAGCUCAAAGAAAUUCUUGGAGGACCUAUUAGCUUGGGAAAUAUCAGAAACUUUAUAGUGUCAACUUGGCACAGGCUAAGGAAAGGUUGUGGAGCUGGAUGUAAUAGUGGGGGCAAUAUUGAAGAUUCUGACACUGGAGGUGGAACUUCCUGUACUGGUAACAACGCCACAACUGCCAAUGAUCCCCACAGCAAUGUAUCCCAGGGAAACACUGGAAAUCCUGGGCAGGGAUCAGGAGUGGGACUCCAUCCGCCUGUCACUUCUUACCCUCCAGCACUAGGCACCAGCCAAAGUGCUCACUCUGUGCAGUCAAGCCUGGUCAGACAGUCUCCCGCUCGGGCCUCCGUAGCCAGCCAGUCUUCCUACUGCUACAGCAGCCGGCAUUCGUCCCUCCGGAUGUCCACCACGGGAUUUGUGCCUUGUCGGCGCUCUUCUACCAGCCAGAUAUCACUACGAAACUUACCAUCGUCCAUCCAGUCCCGCCUGUCCAUGGUGAACCCAAUGGAGCCUUCCAGCCAGAGUGCAGUCUGUGUGCAGCAUGGCCUUCCCUCUUCCAGCAGCUCCAGCCAAAGCAUCCCAGCUUGCAAACAUCACACUCUUGUGGGCUUUCUUGGGACAGAGGGAGGUCAGAACAGUGCCACUGAUGCCCAGCUAGGGAGCACCUUAAGUCCCCCCAGUAGUUCACAUGUCAGAAAGGGCGAAGUGAUUUACAGAGUCCAAAUUGUGGAUCCUAGUCAAGUCCUGGAAGGGAUCAAUUUGUCAAAAAGGAAAGAGCUGCAGUGGCCUGAUGAGGGAAUCCGAUUAAAAGCUGGAAGAAACAGCUGGAAAGAGUGGAGUCCUCAGGAGGGCAUGGAAGGCCAUGUGAUUCACCGAUGGGUGCCUUGCAGCAGAGAUCCAGGUACGAGAUCCCACAUCGACAAGGCAGUGCUUCUGGUCCAGAUUGAUGACAAAUAUGUGACUAUAAUUGAAACUGGGGUACUAGAACUCGGGGCUGAAGUUUGAGCUGGUGUUUUGUAGCUGCGUUUCUUUAUUGUCUCAUUUCCGAGACGUUGGCAAAAGAGAGGAGCAAGCAGAAGAUGCCUACAGGGAUCUCUUCAGUCCGGUGUGGGAGAGCCUGGAGAACAGUGACACGGCUAAGCUCCUCUCCUUCAUCCUCCACCCUGCCUCCAUCCCCAAAUAAAGCUGAAAUAUUUUUUUAAGUUAGCUGCCGAGAAAACAUUUGCAUGAAGGAUAAAUUUCAGUUGAAAUACAUCUUUUAAAAGUUUUUCCUAUGCAUUGCCUAUGCUUUAAAUCAACAAACUCUUCAUUUCUAAACUAUGAUCUCAUAUUUUUCUAAUUUGUUUGCCAAAAAUAAUUGCCAUGUUUCAUCAUGGAACAUGAAAUCCAUUGACCUUGAUUUUUACAGACAGACCCAUGUAGAAGCAUUCAAUUUGAUACAUAGCAGUAUAAAAGUUUAAUGUACAGUGAGAGAAAAGAUGAACAGAGGUAGAUUUAUCUUAGUCCUUGAACGCUAAAAACUUUAAUGGAAAAAAAACUGCACUAAUUUUUUACAAUGCACUAAAUUCUGAGAUUUCUCAGAACAUUUAUUUAUAUAUAAAAUAAAAUACCAUUAUUUAAAUUGCCUUUGGAAUUAACCCCUUCCCUUUCCUGAUACAGUUAACAGGAACUGUGCUGCUUGGUUUUUUUUGUUAUUGUUGUUAGUAGUCUGUACUUCAUGCCAGUACAUUGGAUGUGUUCUUUGAGAUGAAUAUGAAAUUUUGAGAUACAUAGAACUUCAUCCUUGACAUUUCCUGGAGCCAGUGGUCAGCGGAUCAGUCAUGUGAACACCACUGCCAGCUACUGUGUCCACAUCUAGAUGAACUCCUUGCAUUGUGUCCCCUGCACUUCCCUGCAUGGGGUAGGCUCUGUCCGGGUUGGUUCUGGAAAGAAAAUGCUUUUGCUUUUCAAGGAAGAUGAAUGUCCAGGAAUUUAAAGACAAAAUUGAUUGCUUUUUAUUUUAAGAGUUUUAGCUUUUGAAGUUACUCAUAUGAAGUUCAGUUUCUCAAGUAAAAUUUUUUCAAACAAAAUUACCCAAAUGGUGCAGUUCUUAUGAAUAUAUUCCUCUUUAAUAAGUUUAUUUUUUAUUUCCAUCCUCUCUUCUUUUUCUAGUAAUUGAAUUUUAUUUCACAUAAUUUAUAAUAUGUAAUUGUAAUUUGAAAUAUUUAUAACUGUGAAAUUGACUUAAUUCAUAUAUUGUUUCAUAAAUUAUAUUGAUUUUUUUAAAAAGUAUUUUCAGGGAAAUAUAUAACACAGUUUUACAAUUGGGCUAUGUGAGAAUUACAAUUUAGUUUUGAUUUUCAACUUUUAGGAUUUUAAAUUCUUAAGAAAAAUUUCCUUUUGCUUUGAAAUUCCAAAGAAAAUUCUUCAUGACCUCUGAACAUUUAGGAGCAACCAUGGGUCUACCCCCCAGAGUAGAUAGUAAAAAGAAGCAAGUAAAAUUAAUUCUUAUACAUUUUAUUUAAUCCAGUAUAUCCAAAGUACUGCCAUUGUGACACGUGGCACUGAUUAUUUUUCUAGUGCUCAAUAGCUGCGUGUGUGUCUGAUGGCUGCCAUGUUGGACCAUGUAUGUUUAUAUAUAUUUCAAUGAGCUGAAAAGGGGAAAGUAUUUUUCCUUCUGGUUCUAAAGUACAUCUCACAGCAGCAUAAGAUGGCAGCAGAGGGAACAGAAACUAAGAAAGUAAAUAGGUAACAUACAGAAUCUUUUCUGCAUUUCCUUAUGUUUUUUAUUGUUUUUUUUCCCUAAUUUUAAAAUUUAUAGUCAUUCAGAUCCCAACGUGCCUUGUGUUUACAUUUUCGUAGACUUUACACUUUGGAAAUUUUACUGCUUAGAAAUAUUUGUCAAAUGAUUUAUUGAACCUUCACACAAAGAAUGCUUUUUCAAAUUGACCAUUUGAAAGUGUAUUUUUCUAAUAGUGUCAUAUUCUAGAUUUUCCUCAUUUUGGCAAAUCAACAGUAUAAGUUCAGUGGGGGUUUUUUUCCCUGAAACUGAAUAUGUGAUCUAUUUUAAAUCUCAAAAGAAUUGUGUUCCCUGCUGUUCGCCCCCUCUUUGAAUAUGAUCUUUUCAUGAUCGUUGCCGAGUAAUAAGAGUAAAUGGAAGCUUUUCAAUCUUAGAUGAAAGGUAAUCAUUUUCCCACACAGAAAAAGAAAAAAAAAUCUGAACUUGAGAUGAUUCAUUCCGAAAGGCUAGAGUUCUGUUUAUUCUUCAUCACCCUCCCCCAAAUUGUUAAAGACGCUGUAUAUACUGAAAAGUUAGAUUCCAAAUACAAAACUGGGUUUUUUAUGAAACAUGUAUGUUGAAUCUUACUUUGUUUUUGUUUUUGUGUGUGUGUUUUGUUUUUUAUUUAUUUAUUUUUUUGUACCGGGAAUUGAACUCACAACCUUGCUCUUGCCUCUCAGGCACUUACACUGCUGAGCUAAACUCCCAGCUGAAUCUUACUUUGGAAUAGCAGUUAAUGGACAUUUUCCUCAAAACAAGUUGGCUGUUGUUAUAUAACUCUAAUGAAUUUACAAAUUAGGAACCCUAAGAGAAGCUAUACUGCUAUUUUUUUAAGUUUAAAACAGUCUUUUAAAAAUUAUAACACUUUUCUAAUUGUAUCAAGGAAAGUAGUAAUAAUUGAAGAAAGACUCAUGUCUAAUAAUUUGAUCCAAAUUAAAAAGUGUUUAUUUCUGUAUAUUAAAUUGAUCAUACAAUUGGGCUUCUCCCCACAGAGAGGAGUGAGUUAUUCAUUUAGAUUCUGUCCUUAACCAUUUUCAUUAAUAUACAAUACUUCUUUCAGCAUAUGUUAGUGUUUUAGUUCAUAAAUUGCCAAAGUUUUCAGAGUUCCAUAAUUUAAAAGCAAAAAUAUGUAAUUAAAGCAUUAUCUUUUUAUUUACUUAAAGUGCAGUUGCAUGUUUGACUCCUUUGUGUUACACUGUUUGAUACUCUGUUUGAGAGAGUAACCUGGAAUGAGUUGAAAGGGAUUACCUUUUUUUAAAGUUUUUUUGUCUUAAUGACAAAACCAUUUUAUAAUUCCAAAUUAAGCUUUUGGUAAUCUUUUACCUUUACCUUGGUAUGAACUCUCUUUGUAUACCAUUGACUUUUUAUUAAAAAGCUUUUUAAUUUUUCCAAGAAUCUAGAUUAACAUAACAUGUUUAUGGAAUUUGAGAGUAAUGGUGAAGGUGUCUGUAUUUUUUUUUAGAUAAAAGGUAAGUUAAUUAGUGAACAAAGUCAGUGUCUGCCUUCAUUACUGGAAUAUUAGAUUCCAUUAGACUUGAAAGUUUUGAAAAAUAUAUCAAGUAUAUCUGAAAUACCUUUUAAUCCUCAAGACAGAAUAUAUCAGUAUUUCCAUCCUGAAAGAUACAUGGAAAAGUAUUUUGGAUACCAAAUGUCAGGCUUUGGAAAAACAAGUUUUUACUUAGGAAACUAUAGCUCAUUAAAAAGAUGAAAUAUUCUUUUGUGAGCAAGUCUUCUCAAAAUGUAAAGUAUACCUUCACAUGUAAAGAUGGAAAACUUAACCAUAAUAAGCUUUACUUUCCUUCUAAGCAGCAUUCUUACACCUCUGCUUAGAAACUCCUAAUUUGAUCUAUUGCUGAACUGAGUUGUUCAUCCAGUGUCUAAAGUAGUGGGCUUUAAAAAAAUUUUUUUUUUUAAUUUGGCUUUUAAAAAUUUGAACUACCUUUUAAGCAUGUUUCAUCUUAAAUAAAUAUGUGACUUGAAAAAGUAAAUAAUAGUUUUAUGUGGAAAUUUUACAAAUUUAUGUUGAGUAACUUCUAAGCUAUGAACUGGCUGCCCAGAUUUUUUUUAUAUUUAUUUCUAAUUUUUCAUAAACAGACAAAUCCCUAUCUGGAUUUUGUUAGUGAGGGGUGCUUUUUAAAUGCUCAGUAUUUAAUUCUUUCAUAGUAUGAUGUAAUCAUAUAAAGUUACUCUGUCUGAAUACAGAUGUAGUUAAUUUUUUCAUUUAACCUUCAGUUGUUCAGAUAAGAUGUAUUUAUUGUAGAGGCUUUCCUUUUUCACUCCAAGGUCAGGAGAGAGAAAAAUGUCAAGGAUGAGAUGAUGCAUGGAACUCAACAGGCUUUGAAUUCUCUGUUUUAGUCUUACAUGGAUAUUAAUUUUUAUUGAGCAAGGGAAACAGGAAAGUAGAUAUUACCAUGUAUUCAGGCAGCAUAAACUUUAGUACUAUGUUGGAUACGUAUAACUUUUUUUAAACAAGUAUUUAAAAGCCAGCCCCUUUUCGUUUCAUUUCUUUUACAAAUAAUAUAGGCGAUUAACAGAUCUUCUCAUUUUAAACUUAUUAAAUGUUAAGACUGUAAUUGGAAAGGAAAUAUUAUAUAUUUGGUAGGAUAGGCAUGAACUAUUAAUUUUGUUGGAAAUAGGUAUAUUUUCUGCUGUGAAUCACCUCACCAGAGUCAUGUGUCAAGAAUUAAUGUGUGAUAUAAGAAUUUCUCCUUGUUAUCUAUGAGCCACAUAUUCUUUGUAAAUCAGUAAAUAAUUCAUUUGUGAGCUGAACUUCA